Messenger RNA from Cucurbita pepo subsp. pepo (vegetable marrow), 2059 nucleotides. Its product is annotated as beta-glucuronosyltransferase GlcAT14B. Gene Ontology annotation, cellular component: membrane. The record is from RefSeq and is a predicted model, not a curated record. NCBI's taxonomy places the organism in Eukaryota, Viridiplantae, Streptophyta, Magnoliopsida, Cucurbitales, Cucurbitaceae. Gene Ontology annotation, molecular function: glucuronosyltransferase activity.
UUUCUUUAUGCCAACAUUUGAAGCAAAACCAAAUCCUCUCAAUCGGCCAUUUCUGUACGGUCAUCUCCUUCCCCGAUUCCUCUCUCUUCUCUCUUGCCCUAACUUUCCCUUUCUUCAUUUCAUUUCAUCUCUGCAAAAUCCCCUUCUCUUCUCUUUCUUUUGGCCGUUUUUGAUUCAUUCUCGCAAUACCCAGUAAGGGUUUCUUUUGUUUUUCCUGUUCUUUUUGAGCUCUGUGAAGCUCUCAUCCAUUGCUUCCAUGGCUCUCACCCUUUAGUUUACUUCAAUCGAUUUAGAUCUGGGUUUGCUCGGAGCAUGCGCUGUUAUGUGUUGUUUUUGAGUUGAUUGCAUUCAUUUACUCUGAGUUACUUCUCUUUGAUUUCUGGCCAGAUCGCUGUUUAUAUGAAAUGGGUUUCGUUUUUUAGCUUGUUUUGAUUGUUCUUGAGCAAUUUUUGAACAUACCCAAAUGAUUUUCGUUCUUUAGAAGCUGUGAUUCUAGUCGGUUCUUGAAGUUUUUGCUGAGAAGUGAGCUUUUGUGGGGUUUCAAUCUGUGUUUAAGAGCUUUAUCUGGAAUGAUUGGGCGUAAAUCGAAUGUGGGUGGGCUGUUAAAUCCGCCAUGGAUGAGGAAGAAUUUCAAUUCUCAUUCAGGAAGGAUGUUUAGUGAUAGAAAAUGGAUUGUCCCCUUCUUUGCUAGUCUGUUCAUCUCAGUUACUCUGCUUCUAACAGCCGCUUUUGGGCUGUUUUUUCCUUCACAAAGUGAUGAGCCAUUGCCAUUUGAUGCUAUCUCCUUUGCAAAACAGGAGGAUUCUAGUGGCUAUUUCAUUGAGCCUGAACUGAGAAGUUCAUUAGAAGAAGCUAGUAGUGUUAUGAAAAUGGUACCCCCAAGAUUGGCCUAUCUGAUAUCAGGCACCAAGGGUGAUAGCCAUAGAAUGAUGAGGACCUUGCAGGCUGUAUAUCACCCAAGAAACCAAUAUGUUCUGCAUAUGGAUCUCGAGGCUCCGCCUCGUGAAAGAUUGGAACUUACGAAUCUUGUGAAGGCUGAUCCAACGUUCAAUGAGGUUGAGAAUGUGCGAGUUAUGGCUCAGUCCAAUUUGGUUACUUAUAAAGGUCCUACGAUGAUUGCUUGCACGCUUCAAGCGAUCGCGAUUUUGUUGAGGGAGAGUCGGGAUUGGGAUUGGUUUAUAAACUUGAGUGCUUCUGAUUAUCCAUUGAUGACACAAGAUGAUUUGCUUCAUGUGUUCUCGAACUUGACUCGAAAGUUCAAUUUUAUCGAGCAUUCGCCGAUGAUCGCUGGGUGGAAAUUGAGUCACCGUGCGAAACCGAUCAUCGUUGAUCCAGGUCUUUACUUGUCCAAAAAAUCUGAUCUUUCUUGGACGACUCAACGACGCUCGCUUCCCACGUCCUUCAAGUUGUUUACAGGUUCGGCAUGGGUAAUGCUGACACGAUCGUUCGUCGAGUAUUGCAUAUGGGGAUGGGAUAAUCUCCCAAGAACCAUCCUAAUGUACUACACAAAUUUUCUCUCAUCGCCCGAGGGCUACUUCCACACAGUAAUCUGCAACAACAACGACUUUCGCCACACCGCGGUUAGCCACGACCUCCAUUACAUUGCUUGGGACAAUCCUCCAAAGCAGCAUCCACUCUCUUUGACAAUGAAGGACUUCAAUAAAAUGGUGAAUAGCAGCGCCCCGUUCGCUCGAAAGUUCGCCAAGGACGAUCCAGUCUUGGACAAGAUAGAUAAGGAGUUGCUUGGCCGAACAAGCCGAUUUUCACCAGGGGCAUGGUGCAUUGGAAGCUCAGAAGGCGGUGCAGACCCGUGCUCGGUGCGUGGAAACGAUUCGGUGUUCGCCCCUGGCCCGGGCGCUGGUAGAUUGCAAGAGCUCCUUCACUCACUGUUGGCUGAAGAAAGCUUGAAAAAACAGUGUACAUGACACAAAUAGGUAAAAAAAAAAUCACAUUUUUACAUCUCAACAAGUGUAUAUUCAUUCGAUGCAUCCAUAGAAACAAAAUUUUGUUGUUCAUCAAUGAAAUAGAUCCCACGCUCGGUUGAGUCGAUCUAAACAUA